Phytophthora sojae is the source of this 921-nucleotide messenger RNA. RefSeq lists its product as hypothetical. Gene Ontology annotation, cellular component: membrane. Gene Ontology annotation, biological process: intracellular manganese ion homeostasis. Bases 1 to 921 code for a protein of 306 amino acids. The record is from RefSeq and is a predicted model, not a curated record. The transcript has a single exon. Lineage: Eukaryota; Oomycota; Peronosporomycetes; Peronosporales; Peronosporaceae. Gene Ontology annotation, molecular function: iron ion transmembrane transporter activity; manganese ion transmembrane transporter activity.
AUGAGCUCCAACGGCAGCACGAGCAACAGCACCACCGGGAUCAACAGCAACGGCUCGGCCGGCAGCCGCAUAGACUACGGCAGCACGAGCUACAGCCAGGUGAUGGUGGACGUCAAGAACGCCUUCGGGCGCGGGGACGCCGAGCAGUCGCGCCUGCUGCACCAGCUCAAGAUGGAGAUGGGCAGCCACACGCACGCGCAGGAGAACCACAUGACGGGCGGCGAGCACAUCAAGAGCGCCGUGUACGGCGGCCUGGACGGCAUCAUCACGACCUUCGCGACCGUCACGUCCGUGGCCGGCUCGGGCCUGCCGCACUCGGUCAUCCUCAUCAUCGGCCUGGCCCACCUGGUGGCCGACGGGCUCAGCAUGGGGCUCGGAGACAUGCUCAGCAGCCAGGCCGAGGCCGACCUGGCCAACCACGAGCGCUCGCGCGAGCUCUGGGAGUUCGAGAACUACCCCGAGGGCGAGAUCGAGGAGAUGGUGGAGCUCUACGAGAAGAAGGGCAUCUCCACGGACGACGCGCUGCUCGUGGUGCACACGCUGGCCAAGUACAAGGAGGCCUUCAUCGACAUCAUGAUGGUCGAGGAGCUCAACCUCAUGCCCGUGGACGAGGACGACUCGCCGCUCAUGGGCGGCGUCAUCACCUUCGUCUCCUUCAUGCUCUUCGGCGUCAUCCCGCUGCUCUCGUACCUCGUGAACCUCAUCCCGGGCAUCGACAUGAGCCCGGAGACGACGUUGUACCUGUCGUGCUUCCUCACGGUCGUCACGCUCUUCCUGCUGGGCGCGGUUAAGGGCAAGUUCGUCGGCCAGAAGAUGUGGAAGUCGGGCGGCUCCAUGGCGAUUAACGGCACAAUUGCCGCGGCCUGCGGAUGGAUUAUCGGCUACUUGCUGCAGCUCACAGGCAUCCAGAACAUCGGAUAA